Zingiber officinale is the source of this 519-nucleotide messenger RNA. RefSeq lists its product as uncharacterized. Bases 70 to 519 code for a protein of 149 amino acids. The transcript has 5 exons. The record is from RefSeq and is a predicted model, not a curated record. Gene Ontology annotation, cellular component: Golgi apparatus; endoplasmic reticulum. Lineage: Eukaryota; Viridiplantae; Streptophyta; Magnoliopsida; Zingiberales; Zingiberaceae.
GGUACGAGGCGAUGCACGUUCAAGGCAGGUGGUGGAGCGGCGACAUGGGCGGCCGAUCUGAUUGUCGGCAUGUACAUCUGGUCGCAUUUCCUAUUUCCUGUAGUUUGUGGAAAAUCAAAUGUGAUCCCACAGUCUAGGGACUUGGUGCUGCAAUUGGUCGAAAGGAUUCUCUCUGGACCGAAAGCUCGAACUAUUCUGUUAAAUGGCACUGUUCGGAAGGGGGAACACAUAGUACCACCUGCUGUACUUGAUCUACUCAUGCGGGCGACUUUUCCUGCUUCUACAGCUCGAGUCAAGGCAACUGAAAGAUUUGAGACGUUUUAUCCUACUCUAAAAGAGUUGGCUCUUAUUGGUUCUGGUACCAAAACCACAAAGCAAGCAUCACAACAGCUUUUGCCUUUUGCCAUCCAAGCGAUUCAAGAAAAUAAUUCCGAGCUAACAAAGGAAGCGACGGAUUUGUUCAUCUGGUGUUUAACUCAGAAUGCUGAGUGCUAUAAACAGUGGAGAAUGUUGGUGUGA